CGAAACUGUAUCACAGUGUGUGUUUGAUCUAGAGCGUUGCCGCUGUGCGUAUCCGAAUUUACCGCGAAAAUUGCAUACGUUAAAAAGGCGCGAAAAGGUUUCAAGUGAUUUAGUAAUAAUAUUUUGAGAAUUUGAAAAACAACAAAUGGCGUUCUUCAAGAUUGUCAUUAUUACAUUGCUAGCGUCGUUGGCACAUUGCGAGCCGCCUGUCACCGGAUACUACAAUGGAGGUUAUAAUAAUGGAUUGAAUCGGCCGAACAACAAUUAUUUACCGCCCAAUGCAGGUUAUACACCCCCUAACGCCUAUCUACCUCCGCACACUGGGUCAUACCCAGGCUCAGAUUACAACGGUCUAAAUCAUAAUCAAGGUUAUGAUAAUGGUCACGGUCAGAAUCACGGACACGGUCAUGGUCAUGGGCAUGGUGAUGACAAUGAAGUGCCGAAAGCUUACGAAUUCGGUUAUUCAGUGAAAGACGCGAAGUCUGGCAACGAUUACGACAGACGCGAAAUGUCUGACGGCAACGUGGUGCGGGGAGAGUACAGGGUGCACCUCCCCGAUGGAAGGACACAAAUUGUAUCAUACCACGCGGACUGGCAAACGGGAUUUCACGCCGACGUCAGGUACGAGGGGGAGGCGCAGUAUCCUGAUACUAAUGUUUUGGGAUCCGGUUAUAACUACAACGCGCCGGAUUUCGGCGGCUCGUUGACCGGUUUCCAUGGCAACGGGCAACAGUUGCCCAAACCCUCGUACGGGCCUCCCGCCUUCCAUUGAUUUUCAUAUAAGUGUCAAUAGAAUUGCUAGAUUAUAUCUAUGUUUAUGGGAAAUUAUCGCUUCUAAUUUUUUUUGUUGUGUGUUUGACAGAUCUGAUUGUUCAUGAUUUUUUUUUAUGUUACGGAGCCAAAACAAAGCCAGAAUGUUUUAUUUCUGGUUAAAAGAUCUGGUUGGCUUUUGUUUAAAAUUUACUGUAUCACAAAUAUAUAAAAAAAACCUUAUCAUUUUUUAAGUAAUUAAAAAAAGUAAAUUCGAUUUUCCAAUGCGUCCAAUACAAGAAAAAUUGAACAAGGUUAAAUAUAAUUUUUAUCAUUAUUCAUAAUAUGAAUAUUAUGAAUGAUUUAAUAAUAAAAAUUUAUAUUGUAAUACAUGGACCCUAAAAACAUUACUCACUACAAUAUUGUUAAGUUGUGAAAUAACAUCAGUCAUUCAUGUUUAUAUAUGUAUAAGCUUUCUAUUGACAAUAAGACCGAAAAGUAUUAACCAGUAGUUGAUAAGAUUUUUGUACAAAUGUAGCUAUAUUUUUAUAUUGAAUAAAUGAUUUUUGUAUAA
Molecule: messenger RNA, 1324 nt
Organism: Zerene cesonia (dogface butterfly)
Lineage: Eukaryota; Metazoa; Arthropoda; Insecta; Lepidoptera; Pieridae
Product: pro-resilin-like
Exons: 7
Coding region: 146-772 (208 amino acids)
Cellular component (GO): extracellular matrix
Source: RefSeq, a predicted model, not a curated record